Acipenser ruthenus (sterlet) is the source of this 1890-nucleotide messenger RNA. RefSeq names its product protein SSUH2 homolog. Bases 484 to 1620 code for a protein of 378 amino acids. The record is from RefSeq and is a predicted model, not a curated record. Gene Ontology annotation, molecular function: heat shock protein binding. Lineage: Eukaryota; Metazoa; Chordata; Actinopteri; Acipenseriformes; Acipenseridae. The transcript is spliced from 12 exons.
UAAACAACACAACAGAGAUUUUACGCUGAAUUAAAUUAUUGGGAUGUAUCCUUUGAAACUAUUGAUAUGCUAAAGGCAUCUGAAAUGUCAUUGUAUCAGAUGGAAUUAGCAAUUCUGUGUCAUUAUUUAUAUAUUAAAUACAGUAUUCUCUAUAUAAUACAUUAUACAGUUUAAAUGGAGGGGUGAGGGUGGAUGGGGAUACAUACAUUUCUUCCAGUCGUGGUUGUGUGGUUUCUAGCAGAUCUACCCAGGUUUCAUUUCAUGUGGCUGGCGCUGCUUGUGUUUGCCACGGAAGCGGUGUGGCGUGGUGGACCAGCAUUGGUACUUUUGCAUGGCUGGUGGUGCUCUCAAAGUAGGUCAUCUGAUCAGCCACUGCACUGGCACAUUAUAAGCUUAAGGUGCCGUUUAUCCUGCAAUUAACUCGUCUACAUCUGGACCCAAGAGUGACACUCACAUCCACACAACUCCUGCCACAAUCUCCACAUGUGUUUCACCAAGGUGGGCUGGAGAGAAAGGGAGUGUGCAGCUGUGUUGGCACCCCAGAACCCCCCAUACGGCGGGCUAGCAGCCCCCCCUGCGAGAAUGUUCGACACAGUGCCGGGAUACGAAGGCAUGUCACCAGAAGGAAGUGGAGGAGGAUUCCUUCCCCCUCCGGAUGCAGGUUUACCCUACCCUCCUGGAGAGCCUGCCCCUGCUCAAACAGAGUGGAACAUCCCUUCUAUAUCUGAAGAUACUGCCAGAGAUGCUCUGGUCCAGUAUGCCUCCAGUAAAUGCUGUUACAGCACUGAUCCUGCAGAACAGUUAGUGUUCUCAAACCUCGAGGCUCACAACACUUACAGGUAUCGUCUGGAGACCUUUACUGAAUCCAGAUCAACUGAAUGGACUCAUGAGGCGUAUAGCGGUCAGCCUGUGGAUGCAUACACUCAGCCUCCUCCUGCUCCAUGGGUCAUACCAGCCAAGGCACCCACCAUGUUUGAAGAUGCAACACAGGAAAUUAAAAUCCCUAAUACAGCUUCUGUUAAGCCAUGCCACACCUGUACGGGAACGGGUAAGACACCUUGCACCAAAUGCACAGGAUGUGGAAGUAAGCAAUGCUGGGUGUGCAAUGGUUCUGGAGUCCGCGCAGGUGAUGAAAGCUGCCACCAUUGCAAAGGCACUGGCCGCACUAACUGUGAUGACUGUAAAGGCACUGGAUUGAACUCUUGUGACACCUGCGAAGGAAAAGGACAACUGCUGGUCUAUAUUAAACUCAAAAUAAAAUGGAAGAACAAUGUGGACGACUUUGUAGGAGACCAGCAGUCUGGAUUUCCAAUCAGUCGGGUCAGCGCGGUGACUGGAGAAAAGGUUUUUGUUGACACACAGUAUAUGGUGUAUCCCGCUGUAGGUUUUCCAGACCCUGCCAUUAGUCAGGCUGCUGAGAGACUGGUGAGGCAGCACCAUGCCCAGUUUGCUCCUACAUGCCGUAUUCUUCAGCAGCGGCAAACCAUUGAGCUGAUUCCCAUCACCAAAGCAAGCUACAGCUUUCAAGAGAAGCAGUACACUUACUUUGUCUAUGGAGCUGAGCAUAAAGUCUACACAGAGGACUAUCCUGCAAAGUGUUGCUGCUGUACUAUUAUAUGAAUUUAUAUCUAAAAAAAAAAAAAAAAAGUUUAACCAUUCAUAAUGUGAAUGUUUUAAAUUCUACUUCACAGUUCUAAAAGUAUAUAGAAAAAUGUGUGUGAAUUUUAGACGUAAAAAUAUAUGCAUGUUAGACCAUUGAAUACUAGUAGUUAAUUAAGAUAAUUUUAUUAUAAUUUUACAUUACAAUGUAUAAACUCUACUGUUUUUUAAAAAAAAUCUGUCUCAUUUGAUUUAACCUAAGAACUUAAUAUUGUGACAGUUUUAAUAAAU